CGGUCCUGCUACACUGCAUGCUGGGAUAGGUUUAGGCGUUUUUUCGGUUUCUCGUGGCGUCUUAACUUGCGGUGGUCGGCUCGCCGCACAUUUGAGAUAAGAAAGGACAGCUCCAGUGGAUGUCCUGUCAGCUUUUGCCGCCCCUCCCCACGCACGGCGUCUGCAGUCCAACGCAAAAAUGUCCUCCCGGGAUUCUCCGCAGAUGGCACGCUACAGAGACACCUGCCCCAUAGACUGCAAAGUGUACGUCGGUGAGUUGGGCAACAGUGGCACCAAGCAUGAGUUGGAGGAGGCUUUUGGCUACUAUGGGCCCCUGCGCAACGUUUGGGUAGCCCGAAGUCCGCCAGGCUUCGCUUUCGUCGAGUUUGAGGACCCCCGAGACGCACGGGACGCUGUGCGAGCACUUGAUGGCAAGAUGCUUUGCGGCCGCCGUGUGCGUGUAGAGUUGUCCACAGGGAAGUCUCGCAACUCUUACCGUGGCUCCUCACGCCCAUUCCAACCAACUGACCGUUGCUACGACUGCGGCGAAAGGGGACACUAUGCCAGAGAUUGCAGAGUCUACUCGCGCAGGAACUCCUCGCGCCGUAGCCGAUCAAGGUCCAGGAGCCGGUCAUUCAGUCCCCGCCGUGGAGGUGGUGGUGGUGGUGGUGGCCGGUCCCGCUCGCUGAGCCGGUCGCCGCGGAGGUCCCCGCCUGCUGGAUCACGAAGCCGCUCACGCAGCCGGUGAGUGGCACAACCCCCUCCCAUGGCCACUGCAGGUCACCGAUUGCCAAGAGGGGCCGCAGUGGAUCCAAGUCACCGAGCCGCAGGGACUCGCGCAAUGGAAACCUUGACUGAACAGAUGCAUGCACGCAUCCUUAAACGCAGGUGCCGGCAGCAGCAAACCUCAUCAAUCCUGCAUUCAUCACCCCUAAAAAAAGCUUGCAUCAGCAUUCUCCCAAAUCCACAUUGCAAACAUUUCACGCGUGUCCUCCUUGGCUUGGCUAUAAGCAUAGGUCUUUUCAUUCAUUUGUUCCUGUGAAGACAUGUUCAUUCUCUUAGGUCAAUUUAUUUCCGCAAGACGUUCUGUGGGGAGGAAAAGGCAUGGGGUAGGCACUUGUCUUGUUUAAGGACAUUCCAAGUGAAAGCCCGCAAUCAGUCGAGCUGCCCACAAACAUCUUGCCACAGAACAUUUAACUACCACCAUACGUUUCCUUCUCUGUGAAAAAUAAAAAUAAAAUGUGCUGUCAUCACC
Dermacentor andersoni is the source of this 1234-nucleotide messenger RNA. Its product is annotated as serine/arginine-rich splicing factor 7-like. NCBI's taxonomy places the organism in Eukaryota, Metazoa, Arthropoda, Arachnida, Ixodida, Ixodidae. The record is from RefSeq and is a predicted model, not a curated record. Gene Ontology annotation, molecular function: zinc ion binding; RNA binding.